Drosophila melanogaster (fruit fly) is the source of this 721-nucleotide messenger RNA. RefSeq lists its product as uncharacterized. The coding region runs from base 1 to 612 and encodes 203 amino acids. The transcript is spliced from 3 exons. The record is from RefSeq and is marked reviewed. NCBI's taxonomy places the organism in Eukaryota, Metazoa, Arthropoda, Insecta, Diptera, Drosophilidae.
AUGGACGACUUGAACGAUGUCAUCGCAAAUUUGAGCAUUAAAUCCAAGAACUUUAUAGAUGAGGCUGCAAAAUCAUUAACCCCAACAAUGGUGGGAUUCAAAAGAGAACCUGAGCGAAAUCAAAACUGUACCUACUUUAUGCAGAAUACCUGCCAGCUUUAUCAAAACAUUUCUAAAUCCCAUCCCAAGAUUGAAAACAGUGUUAAAUUCGAUGAAGAUUUUGUGAUGCAUAUGGAACCUGAGAUCAAGGUGGAAUGCUCUGUUGAUGAUCCCAAUAAAGAAGUUCAAAUUUUGCUAAAAAAGGAACGCUUGAAGCAGAAAUAUAUGGAAGCUUUGAAGCUGGAUGAAAACCUUGAAGCUAGAGUGAAACAAUCGGCCAUUGAAUCCAAUCCCGAUAUGGAGGAACAACAAGCUGAAUUAAGAAAACUUCACAAGGAUCAAGUGGAAAUGUACAAAGGUGUGCAGGAAGAAAUUAUGGUUUCCUUCAAGAGAGACAUGGAUGAUCUAAUGCAACAGUAUGAAGCUGAGUACUCGCGACUUAGUAAGGUCCACUCUAAGUGGGUAAAUUCCGAGAAUGAUUCCACCAAUAACUCAAACACUCAUCAGCCUUAGUCAUCGCUUAGGAAUUUUUAAGAUUUUAGCAUUUUAUUAGUGAAAUCAAAACGUAUUUAUGUAGUUUCUUGGGUUUUAACAUUUGACAAUAAAAAAUAUUCAGUAUAUC